CAGUGUUUAGAAGUCCCAUAUUUAAUACUGCUUGGAGGGAUGUGCAUCUCUAUUGUGGACUCUUACAACUCUGUGUCCAUUGACUGACCAGCACAGAAGAAUGGGCCCAAUAGUCGCUACCCAGGACUCCCCUGCUUUGCUGUUGCCUAUUCUGCUGCUAGUGGGCUGGAUCGUGGGCUGUGUGGUGGUCCUCUACUUUGUCUUCUGCUAG
This is a messenger RNA of Pygocentrus nattereri (red-bellied piranha), 211 nucleotides long. Its product is annotated as sarcoplasmic/endoplasmic reticulum calcium ATPase regulator DWORF-like. Bases 101 to 211 code for a protein of 36 amino acids. Lineage: Eukaryota; Metazoa; Chordata; Actinopteri; Characiformes; Serrasalmidae. The transcript has 2 exons. The record is from RefSeq and is a predicted model, not a curated record.